ACUGCAUGAAUAACUGGAAAAAGGCAUCAGGCGCAUAUAAGAGAUGUGUGUGUGUCUGGUGUAGCGUGUGUGUGAUGUGUAUUCUAAGAAACAUGUACCUUCUCAACUCUGGAGACUCUGGACUCAGCUGGGCCUACAGCUUGCCACUGCCUGAAAUGGACAUAAACUCGUGCAGGGAGACUGCUUACAAAACUGUUUCCAAAGUAUACAUCAGAUAUGUUGGAGUACUAAGGAACCUUGAUGCUUGUUACGACCAAAUGUUGCAUCCACAAAAAAGAAUACUUGUCAGAAAAGUUCUGGAAGCAACUAUAGGGAGGAUAAUAGAACUUAAGCACGAGCUGGUCAACCUGGAUCUAAAUGAGUUUUCAAUGCUGGACGAUAUUCUCUCAGAUAUGAAGAUGACUCCAGAUAAACUAGAGAUUCCAAUACCAACCUACCUUUCACAGGAGAGGAUCGAGGAGGUGAACUACUGGUCUGGUUUACUUCUGGAAGUCAGGAAAAAGAUGGAUUCUCAUAGUCAGGCCAAGAAUGCUAAAACUAUGGAUAGGGUUGAAGCUAUCCGUCUACUCCAGGUGCAUGAGAGGGCACGACAAGGACGGCUACGCGCUAAGCUGAUGCAUGAUAUACGGAUCCAGCAGGAGGAGGAUAGGAAGAAUAAACCAAACUCUCUGCUUACUAUGACCGAAAUUAAAGCAGCUUGCAGGAUUCAAAGAAUAUGGCGGGGAUUUCUGGCCAGGAAGUUCGUUAAACAGAAAAGAGAAGAAGAGCUUACUUUCAUCGGUAUGAUACCGCCACCAGUUUAUCCUGUUGUCUUCCAAGAGAAACUUAAAGAGAUUUCUGCUUCAAGACGAGAAAAACAGAUGGAACAUGAAGCAAGUUACAAGAAAUCUCUCUUAGACAUUAAGGAGGAAAUAAGAGAUGCAGAGGGUCCUGAUCUCACAGAGAAAAUGAAAGACGACAUUAGAAAAUGGUUCUGGGAGGAAAAGGAUGAACAGGGACGGUUUCCAGAUUACCCCUCGGAUGACGAGGGAGGGUCUAAUGCGGUUUUUCAUCCUGAAAAUGUUUAUCAGAGCUCUGAGAUGGAUUUUGGGAAAAGAAAGGAGGAAAGAGGAAAAAAGGAGGAGAAAGGAAGAAAGGAGGAAAUUGAGGAAGAAGAAUUAGGAUUUAGACUCCAACCCUCCCAGUUCUUCACUAAUAUAAAGGCAGCUGAUGCAGAAUUCAAAGAUGUUUGGGUGAAUGGAAGACGAGCUGUACUUCAAUAUCCUGACCAUCCUUCUCUUGUUCAACUUGAACAGUUUUCUUUUGCAUCUUUUGAUACCUGGGCAGGACGGGACGAGAAGCACAAUAAUAAACAAGAAGCUGAUUCUUUAAUUCUAUCAAAUCUCAAGAGAAAAGAGGUUGAGGAUGAAACUAGAAGAGUUGUGGAUGCUAUUAUGAGAGAGGAACUAGAAAUCCUGAAGGCGGCGGUGGAAAGGGAUAAAGGAAAGAAAGGAAAGCUGAGUAAGAAGAGGAAGAAAGGGAAGAAAGGACAGAAGAAAGGGAAGAAAAAGAAGGACAAGGAUCUGACUCCAGACAGGACAACGGAAUCAUUAUUCGAGGAACUGGUUAUGAACGGUAUAAUAAAACAAUAUCCUAAGGUUCACUUGAACCAGUUCCUUGGAGAAAUAUCCUACAGCGGGGGAGAUUUCAGGAAAGCUGGGAAGGAACCUAUACCUGGUCCAGCAGAUAUCCGGAGAACAAUAUCAGAAUACUGCAUUCUACCCUUAGUAACUGCAGAACUAAGGGAGAAUACACCAUCAGUAAAAUCUGUCCUUCUAGCAGGAGCUGAGGGUUGUGGGAAAAGUAUGCUGGUCCAGGCUGUCUGUACGGAGUUAAACGCAACCCUGUUUGAUCUGACCGCCACCAACAUUGUUGGAAAAUAUCCCGGGAAAUCAGGGUUAAACAUGCUCGUCCAUCUUGUUUCCAAGGUUGGAAGAUUACUGCAACCCUCCGUGAUUUUCAUUGAUCAAGCGGAGAAAACUUUCCUAAAGAAGGUUUCAAAGACGGAUAAAAGUGAUCCUAAAAGAUUGAAGAAAGAUCUUCCAAAGCUUGUGAAAUCUAUAGGUCUUGAAGAUCAGGUAAUCCUGAUUGGAUGUUCCCGUUGUCCCUGGGAGUGUGACCAGAAAGGUUUAACCCAAACCUAUCAAAAAAUGCUUUAUUUACCUAAACCUGACUACUCCUACAGAUAUAAUCUAUGGAAAGAACUAAUUCUACGAUCUGAUGGAGAUAUUCUACAUUCACAGUUUGAUCUGAGUACACUAGCAAAGAUAUCAGACGGCUGGACAAGCGGAGCAAUAUCCAGGAGCGUAACAGAAACUCUAACAGAGAAAAGGGUUUUGCAGCAGAAAUUUAAAGAGCUCCAGGCCGUAGAAUUUAUUGCAGCCCUGGCUAAGUCUGAACCUGUUUAUAGGGAGGAGGAGGAUGCAUUUGUAUCUUGGUAUAGUAAAACUCCGAUGGGAAAGAAGAAAUCCAAACUAUUGGAGGGAGAUGAGGAGGAGAAGGAGAAGGGAAGAGAGAAAGGAAAAAAGAAAUAAAAUAAUAAAUGUUUUGUAAAUUAUAUUUUCUACCGGGUACAACAGGAAUCUGACAUUUUCUCGGGAAGUCUCUGUGAAUCUUGCCAAUCGAUGAUUUUUUCCAGUAAUUUGAUAUACCUAAAUUAUACAACUGUUAAAUAAAGUGUAGAUAAUAAAUAAAUCUUAUCCACUGCGAACCACAUGCUCUCGUGUAAAAAUUAAUCAGUAUUUUGCCAAUAAAUUCUAAAACAAGAA
This is a messenger RNA of Eurytemora carolleeae, 2807 nucleotides long. RefSeq names its product IQ and AAA domain-containing protein 1. The record is from RefSeq and is a predicted model, not a curated record. The transcript is spliced from 29 exons. Gene Ontology annotation, molecular function: ATP binding; protein binding; ATP hydrolysis activity. The coding region runs from base 6 to 2573 and encodes 855 amino acids. Lineage: Eukaryota; Metazoa; Arthropoda; Copepoda; Calanoida; Temoridae.